GAGGGAGUAGACUCAGAGAUCUCCAGAGACAUUCUGAAAGGACUUGGCAGGUUUGAAAAUGCAUUGGCUGCAGAAACUCCAGGGGCUUUGCAUCCUAUGGAGGACUCAGAUGUCCAAUCACACUGUCCGCAUUCAUAGCAGGCAACUGGCAUCACUGCAGUGGGGUCACCAGGAAGUUCCUGCCAAAUUUAACUUUGCUAGUGAUGUGAUAGAUCACUGGGCUCACAUGGAGAAGGCUGGCAAGCGACCCCCUGGCCCAGCCCUGUGGUGGGUGAGUGGCGACGGGGAUGAGGUGAUGUGGAACUUCAGCCACCUGAGUGAACUCAGCCAGCAAGCAGCCAAUGUCUUCUCAAGUGCUGGCCUGCAGCGUGGGGACCGCGUGGCCGUGGUGCUGCCCCGACUGCCUGAGUGGUGGCUGGUGACGCUCGGCUGCAUGCGAGCAGGCCUUGUCUUCAUACCCGGGACUGUCCAGAUGAAAGCCAAAGACAUUCUCUACAGGCUGCAGGUGUCUAAGGCCACAGCCAUCGUGGCUGGGGAUGAAGUGACUCAGGCAGUAGACACUGUGGCACCUGACUGCCCAUCUCUGAAAAUGAAGCUACUGGUGUCUGAGAAAAGCCGGGAUGGGUGGCUGGACUUCAAGACACUACUAUCGAAAGCAUCCACCACUCACUCUUGUGUGGAGACUGGAAGCCAGGAAGCAGCUGCCAUCUACUUCACCAGCGGGACUAGUGGCCUCCCUAAGAUGGUGGAGCACUCCCACUCAAGCCUGGGGAUAAAGGCCAAGAUGGAUGCUGGAAAAUGGACAGACCUGCAAGCCUCUGACAUAAUGUGGACUAUCUCAGACACAGCCUGGGUGCUGAACAUCGUAGCCUCACUUCUGGAGCCAUGGACCUCAGGAGCAUGCACGUUUAUCCAUCUUUUGCCAAAGUUUGACCCACUGGUCAUUCUAAAGGUGCUCUCCAGCUAUCCAAUCAACAACAUAUUAGGAGCACCCAUUAUUUACCGGAUGUUGCUACUAGAGGACCUUUCCAGUUACAAGUUCCCACAUCUAAAGCACUGCUUCAGUGGAGGGGAUGCCCUCCUUCCAAACACUCUGGAGGACUGGAGGGCCCAGACAGGACUGGACAUCCGAGAAUUCUAUGGCCAGACAGAAACGGGACUCACUUGCAGAAUUUCCAAAACAAUGAAGAUCAAACCUGGCUACGUUGGAACUGCUAUUCCUCAUUAUGAUGUGCAGGUAAUAGAUGACAAGGGCAAUGUCCUGCCCCCUGGUACCGAAGGAGACAUUGGCAUCAGGGUCAAACCCGUGAAGCCUAUAGGCAUCUUCUCUGGCUAUGUGGACAAUCUUGAGAUGACACAAUCCAACAUUAGAGGGGAUUUUUGGCUGAUGGGAGACCGGGGAAUCAAGGAUCAAGACGGAUAUUUCCAGUGCCUGGGACGGUCUGAUGAUGUCAUUAAUUCUAGUGGGUACCGGAUUGGGCCCUCCGAAGUGGAGAAUGCACUGAUGGAGCACCCUGCUGUGGCUGAGACAGCUGUAGUCAGCAGCCCGGAUCCCAUCCGAGGAGAGGUAGUGAAGGCAUUUGUGGUCCUGGCCCCACAGUUUCUGUUCAGUGACCCAGAGGAGCUCACCAAGGAGCUGCAGCAGCAUGUGAAGUCAGUGACAGCUCCGUACAAGUAUCCAAGAAAGAUGGAGUUCGUCUUGGAUCUGCCCAAGACUAUCACAGGGAAAGUCCAGCGGGCAAAGCUUCGAGACAAGGAGUGGAAGAAUUCCAGGCGGGUCAGGGCCCAAUGAUACUGGCCAGGAACUUUACUUCGGGUCCUGCCUUUCUUCGCCUUUUAUUUACAUUUGGGUCAUCUGCCUUCCUUUGGGAAUAUGAGAUUCUUUAUGACAAGACAUGAACUGAUUUUUGUCUUUGCUUGGUUAUUGGUUCAAAAUCUUGCCAUGUUAAGUGUUGAAAAACGAAAAGGAGGGGAGAAAUGAGAGAGAGAGGGAAGGAGAGGAGAACAGAGAAAGAAAAGAAAAUGAGAGAAAAAUUAAAAUAGCAAUAGAAAGAAAUCAAGAAAUAAAGGAGGGAGGGAAGGAUGGCAGGUUGGAGGCAGGGAGGAAAGAUGGAAAUAAUUAAAGGGAGGAAGAGAAAUAGUGAUGGGGGAAAAUUUGAAGUUUAUAACUUUAUGCUAGCUCUGUUUCUGUAAAAACUGCUUGCUGUGCUGCGAUAAGAACAAGAUGACCUAGUUAUCAACUGUAACUGAUGAGGAAAAUUGGAACUUCAAUACUUGUGAUUGCUUACUCUCCUCUAUCUUGCAAAAGCCUGCUCACCACUCUCAGUUAAACAGUAAAAUGAGUUACUAGAGUGAUCAGAUAAGGGAAGAAUGCCUCGUUCUUAGGCACCCACCCCAAGCCUUUGUUUGAGACCCCUUGCACAUAGGCUUGUUAUGUGAUCAUUAACUUCAACCUGUAACCAAUAUGAGAAUGCCAAUUGUGACCUUAGUCCUGAUAAGAAUGUAAUGUCCUGCUCCAGCAAGUUUGUUAGAAGCCUUCCCCCUUAUGUGUGUGGCCCAUAGCAACUCCCGUGCUCUGUAACUGCCCGUAACCUAUAGUAAUUUUGUAACCAGUCAGUUUGUACCAGUUAUAGCUGUAUGUUUUAAUCUAUAUAAGGAGAAGACGUCCCUGAAAUGGGGCCCAGAAUUUUGGAGUGUUAGCUAUUCUGGGUCUGCAGGUGUAAUAAACCUGAGUUCUCCAGCUCUCUGAGUGUGGUGCUUGGUUUCUCGUGGGAUCGGUUUUCUGCAAGAAUAGAAGGAGGAGAAAGGAAGAAUAAAGGAAGGAAAGAAGGAAGGU
Molecule: messenger RNA, 2836 nt
Organism: Hippopotamus amphibius kiboko
Lineage: Eukaryota; Metazoa; Chordata; Mammalia; Artiodactyla; Hippopotamidae
Product: acyl-coenzyme A synthetase ACSM2B, mitochondrial-like
Exons: 14
Coding region: 59-1792 (577 amino acids)
Biological process (GO): fatty acid biosynthetic process; acyl-CoA metabolic process
Cellular component (GO): mitochondrial matrix
Molecular function (GO): fatty-acyl-CoA synthase activity; fatty acid ligase activity
Source: RefSeq, a predicted model, not a curated record